GGAUAAAAAUGUGACUGCUGCUGUUCCUAUUUCGUGUCUUCAAUUUUUCACCUCCCGUCCUUCACUCUUCCCUUCUCUCUCCCUUUUUCUUAAGCUGGGGAAAACAAUUGAGAACAUCAUAAUGGUUUAUGAUUUUGAAGGGCUCGGUUUGAAGCAUUUUUGGAAGCCAGGCGUUGAUGUCUACAUAGAGAUUCUUGGCAUGUUCGAAGAAAACUUCCCCGAGAGCCUUAAAUAUUUAUUUAUCAUUAAAGCUCCAAAACUGUUCCCCAUAACUUACAACAUGGUGAAGCACAUUCUGAGUGAACAUACCCGGAAGAAGAUAAUUAUCUUUGGAGCAAAUUGGAAGGAAGACUUACAAAAAUACAUUGACCCUGCAGAGAUCCCCAUGAUGUAUGGGGGGACUCUCACGGACCCUGAUGGGAACCCCAAAUGUGAAUCCAAGAUAUGCCCCGGCGGAGACGUCCCCCCAAAAUACUACGUGCGAAAUCAGCUGAAGCAACAAUAUGAGCAUUCGUUAAUGGUGAAUCGGGGUUCUUCCCAGCAGCUGGAAUACGAGAUCCUUUUUCCGGGCUGCGUCUUGAGGUGGCAGUUCAUGUCCGAAGGGUCCGAUAUAGGUUUUGGUGUCUACCUGAAGACCAAGAUGGGGUCCCACCAGCACGCCGGGGAGAUGACUGAGGUGCACUCCAACCAGCGCUACAACGCACACCUGGUCCCUGAAGACGGCACCCUCACCUGCUUGGAUGCUGGAAUCUAUGUCCUCCGCUUCGACAAUACCUACAGCUACCUCCACGCCAAGAAAAUCAGCUACACGGUGGAGGUUUUACUCCCGGAUAAGAAAUGGGAAAGGAAGUUCCAGAAGUUGGAUGAACAGACUCAGAAGGUGGAGAACAACCACGCAUGAUGAAGAUGGCAUCUCCGGCGGGCCUCUGCCCCGGGGGGGAGGGGGGGAGUGGCAGGGGUGGGCACCAUCCUCAAAGGUCUUCUUUGGGGGCGGAAUUCUUGCUUGGGUGGUCAGGGGGCUUCAGGACUUCCAACGGUGUUGCCAGCGGACGGAGAAAUAGUCCCUUGAACCCCAGAGUUUUAUAAAGGAGGAGGGGAAAACCCUCCCCAUCCUCCCCAGGCCAUAGCGAAGUCCAAGGGAGCUUAGCAUCAGGGAUCUGUGCCAUCCAAAGACAGUGGCCUUCUCUGCCAUUGGGUGAGUGUAAUGACCAGCAAUUUCAGGCUUUAAAGCACAGCAAAACUCACACAGUUGGGAAGAUGCCAGGAACACAGAUAAGCUAUGACAACACAAGAUAAAGUCACUUUGCCCCCAGCAGCCUGCCGCACGCAGCUUGCCUUUUUUUUU
Molecule: messenger RNA, 1345 nt
Organism: Notechis scutatus (mainland tiger snake)
Lineage: Eukaryota; Metazoa; Chordata; Lepidosauria; Squamata; Elapidae
Source: RefSeq, a predicted model, not a curated record